Molecule: messenger RNA, 1248 nt
Organism: Arachis stenosperma
Lineage: Eukaryota; Viridiplantae; Streptophyta; Magnoliopsida; Fabales; Fabaceae
Product: probable protein phosphatase 2C 26
Exons: 12
Coding region: 32-994 (320 amino acids)
Source: RefSeq, a predicted model, not a curated record
GCAGUGUGUGAAGGAGAGGAAGAAGGAAGCAAUGGCAAUUCCCAUAUUGAGGGCUGCAAUCAUUCCUCACUCUCAACCACUCCUUCAUUCUUCUAUAUCUGGUGGUAUUGAUGAAACUGCCAAAAAGAAGAAAAGACUGUUGCUUCCUUGUUGUUCUUCUUCUUCUGAGCUCAACCCUGCAAUUCGGUCAGAGGUUUCAUUUUCUGUUGGGUCUUGCCUCCUUCCUCAUCCAGACAAGGUUGAUAGAGGUGGGGAAGAUGCUUUGCUUGUCAGCAACUAUAAUGGGGGAGUUCUUGCUAUUGCUGAUGGUGUUUCUGGUUGGGCAGAAGAGGAUGUGGAUCCUUCGUUGUUCCCACGUGAAUUCCUGGCUAAUGCUUCUAAUUUUGUUGAAGAUAUGGAGGUGAACUAUGAUCCUCAAAUUCUUAUAAGGAAAUCGCAUGCUGCUACUUCCUCAACAGGCUCAGCCACUGUCAUUGUUGCUAUGCUGGAGAAGAAUGGGAUUUUGAAGAUUGCCAAUGUUGGGGAUUGUGGAUUAAGAGUUAUCCGCAAUGGCAGUGUAAUUUUUUCCACUUCACCACAAGAACAUUACUUUGACUGUCCAUUCCAACUGAGCUCCGAGAGGGCCGGCCAAACAUACCUUGAUGCAGCGCUGGGAAAACAGGUAAGCAAUGUGGAGUUGAUAGAGGGAGAUAUAAUUGUCAUGGGGUCUGAUGGUCUUUUUGAUAAUGUUUUUGACUAUGAAAUUGUUUCAACCAUUGCUACGUACAGAGAUGUUACUGAGGCUGCAAAGGCAUUAGCUAACUUGGCAAGAAUUCAUGCCACGGAUUCAAAUUUUGAUUCUCCCUAUUCAUUGGAGGCCAGGUCUAAGGGUUAUGAUGCGCCGCUAUGGAAGAAGAUUCUUGGAAUGAAGCUUACAGUUGUGUAUUGCAAGGCGCAUGGAGGUGGGAAGCUUGAUGAUAUUACCGUAAUUGUUGGUCAGGUUGUAAGUUCCUGAGAACUGCUAAUCCAUCUUGAUUGGUUGAUUAUACUUGAAGAAAGCAAAGAUCCUGAUUGUUGAGAUCACCACAGCAGCAAUUCUCUUCAGUAUACUGUGAUCACUAAAUGUUGGUGAUGCACUCGGAAAAUGGACAUCAGGAUUUAUCAUGGAAAUAUUUAUGCUUUGCUAUGAAGUGUUAUGUUGUGCAUCAUGCAUUUAGAGUGUGUUGUAUAAUGUGAUAUUCUUUAUAAAUUAAUUUUCUGUUUCUGAAA